Messenger RNA from Helianthus annuus (common sunflower), 1491 nucleotides. RefSeq names its product U-box domain-containing protein 9. Lineage: Eukaryota; Viridiplantae; Streptophyta; Magnoliopsida; Asterales; Asteraceae. The transcript is spliced from 2 exons. The coding region runs from base 1 to 1491 and encodes 496 amino acids. Gene Ontology annotation, cellular component: cytoplasm; nucleus. The record is from RefSeq and is a predicted model, not a curated record.
AUGGUAAACAAGAAAAGCAAGAAAGGACCUACGAGCAAGAAAAUUGUCUCUAGAAAAGAAGAGACACAGAAUCAUAACCAGAAUCAACAAGAAGUUGAAGGCAUGUCUAUGGAUUUGGCCGGAUCCUUAGACAAAAUGAAGACUAAUGUCGAAGCAUCGGUCACACAACUCAGAAUUCUUGUCAAUCGUUCCUUGGAAAAGCUAGACACUUUGGGAACAUUGCGGGAUGAGUUAAAAGGACUCAAAGAAGACUUCAAAACCGUUGUCGACAUCAUACGCCUCGAGAUGCAAGCCAUGAUCCAGGAGGAAAUCGCAAGGCUGCAGAGUGAGGUAGACGCCAAGAUUCAAAACUUUCACAAAAACUUUGCUGAGUUAGAAGCAAAAUUGAUCGACACCAACAAGGCAAAACUAGAAGCAUGUCUGGGGUCCAUGCAAACUUAUGACAGAGAGUCAAUAGUUGAAAAGAUAAAAGACAAAAAGAUUUGCCCUAUUUCCAAGAUAGAGAUUAAUACCACAUUAACACCAAAUGUCCUCAUAAAAGAGAUGAUUAUGGAGUGGAGUUGUAAAAAUAAUGGAGGGCCAUUUGAGUUAUUUGUGAACGAGGUAGUGGCAGAAAUUCAGAAAAAGAAGAUUAGCGGAUAUACUGAGAACAUCAAUUCGAUCAACCCAAUGGAUAAGCGGAGGACUGCUCUAAUGCUUAGGGCAUUAACCCAUUUUAACGAGGCACACUGCCUACACCUUGCUUAUCCGGUAACGGUUUACAACAUAGUUAAAGUCCUUGUUCAACAUGAACAUAAUGACGAAGAGUUCGAGGAAGACUUGCAUUACACGGUCUAUCAUAUUGCAGUACAUGAAGCAAAUAGAGGGGUCUUAUGCGAAUAUACAAUGUUGAUACUAUUUCUGAUUAAUGGGUUGGAACAUGGAAAACCGGAUACAAUUAGAAAGAUAUGUGCAUCUACCAUACGGGAGCUAUCAUAUGUUAGAGACAAUCAAGAAAAACUUGGACAGAGCGGGGCUGUGAAGACCUUCAUAGGUGUUUUAAAGAGACGUGAUUCCCUAAUUCAAAACGACGCUGCUAAAUCUUUGUUGUACUUGUGUGAAAAUCCAAAAAAUACCGAAAGAAUACUUGUCGAGGGAGGAGUAGAGUUGCUCUAUGAAUGGAUUUCAAGUAAGGAAUUAGUUGUAGAAGUGGUCAAACUCCUUGUGAAAAUCACUGAAAAUGCGUUGGUGUGCCUAAGGUGGAGAAACAUCAACGGUAUACGGUUGUUAUUUUCAACUUUGAAAGAUGAUGAUUGUGCCAAGGAAACAAAGCUGGAUUUUCUAGAUUGUUUGAUAAAUGUAUGCGGGCUCGAUCCAAAUUCACGGAUGGACAUGCGAGGAGAUGAUAACCUUGUAGCCUUCAUCUUAGAACUGGGUAAGAGUAAAGAGCAUCUUGUUAAAGUAAAAGCUCGUGAGUUGAUGAACAAGAUAAACAACCGGGCGAAGUAUUAG